This is a messenger RNA of Malus domestica (apple), 1112 nucleotides long. Its product is annotated as protein MHF1 homolog. Lineage: Eukaryota; Viridiplantae; Streptophyta; Magnoliopsida; Rosales; Rosaceae. Gene Ontology annotation, molecular function: protein heterodimerization activity; chromatin binding. The record is from RefSeq and is a predicted model, not a curated record. Gene Ontology annotation, cellular component: FANCM-MHF complex. Gene Ontology annotation, biological process: resolution of meiotic recombination intermediates; replication fork processing.
GAGUAAGGAAAAUGAUUUCCGAGUGUUAAGUAAAUCAAAGAUUUUGGUGAUUAAUUAUUUGGUAUAUCAUUAAUUUUGUGAUAUGCAAAAAUCUGGGUUUGGAGACAAAAGGAAGAUGCAAAAAUGAUAUCACUUUUUUUUUUUACCAUCAUUACAUGGGCAUAAUACAAGGAUAAACUUAAUUAUGAAAAUAUUAGCAGCUGUCCUAAAAUUAUCAGUUUAAUUUGCAUACAUUGUUGAAAUUUAUAUUGAAUCUAAAGGCGGGAAAAUGUCGCUUAGUACUAUGGUCUAGUAGUUUUCUUUUCACUAGUAACAUCAAAAACGAAUUUGAACCACAAUAUUACUAACGUGUUAGUAUAGAUGAUAUCUUUUGUUCGAAAAAUAAAUAAAUAAAUAUGUGCUGCAAAAUUUCUUAACCCAUUUCAAUUUAAGAAACGCUGCGUUUGAUUCGUUUUCGCGCGCAAUUGGUACAAAGUAACAGAACCCUAGAAUUUCCCAGAGAGCAAGAAAAGUAAAAAAUGGAGAGGGAGGAAGACGACUCAGAGAGCGAGCUUCUCAUAGAUCGAUUCAGACUCUCGACCAUCCACAUAGCCGAAGCCGAAGCGAAGCGAAACGCCAUGGAGAUUUCGGGCCCCGUGAUGGCUUGCAUUGCCGAUUUGGCUUUCAAGUAUACAGAACAGUUGGCAAAGGACCUCGAGUUAUUUUCUCAACACGGUGGUCGUAAAACUGCAAACAUGGAAGACGUCAUACUUUCUGCACACAGAAACGAACAUCUGGCCGCCUUGUUGAGGUCCUUCUGCAACGAUCUGAAAGCCAAAGAACCACAAUCUGAGAGGAACAGAAAGAAAUCAUCAAAGAGGGAAGACCAAGCAACUACCAGUGUAGUACAUAUUCCAGAUUCUUAGCUUGGGUAUGUCUCUGCCUUAACAUGAUUUACUAAUGCAAACCCGAAAAUCGGAUAGAGAGAAGAAUCCUUGUUGUCCAAAGUUUGAUGUCUAUGUAGGAAGAGCUGCGACUUGUUUGACCUUUUAGUAGCCUCCAACUUCCCAUCAUGUGAAUUUCUCAAGAAUCCUGAGUAAAUAUGUAUGAAAAGCUAACGCCAUUUCAGAUUA